This is a messenger RNA of Ostrinia nubilalis (European corn borer), 2601 nucleotides long. Its product is annotated as zinc finger protein 239-like. Lineage: Eukaryota; Metazoa; Arthropoda; Insecta; Lepidoptera; Crambidae. The transcript has 8 exons. Gene Ontology annotation, molecular function: sequence-specific DNA binding; DNA-binding transcription factor activity, RNA polymerase II-specific. The coding region runs from base 20 to 862 and encodes 280 amino acids. Gene Ontology annotation, biological process: regulation of transcription by RNA polymerase II. Gene Ontology annotation, cellular component: nucleus. The record is from RefSeq and is a predicted model, not a curated record.
GACAAGUCAUCUGUCCCACAUGCGAAUCCACCACCCUUCGGAACAUGUCAAUUGCGAUGUUUGUGGCGAAGCUUUCAUAGGAGAACAUGGGUUGCGGAUGCAUAAGAAAAAGGCACACAAAAAUAUGGACACGAAAACAGAACCGGAAUCAGAAACCCGAUGUACAAACUGCAAAGUGCAGUUCCAGAAUGCAGACGCUUUCAAACGACACACUAACAACGCUAACGGACUGUGCGAUGUCAAUUUCAGGUACUGCGCGAAAUGCGGCGAGAGCUUCAGCACAGAACUGGACCUUAAGAAGCAUUUGAAGCAGCACGCCAAGGAGGAGCGGAAGAUGAAGAAGAAAGUCGUCAGGUGUGAGGAGUGUAAUCUAACAUUCGGCGUGGCGCGCUCGUACUCGCUCCACUACCAACAAGUGCACCUCCGCCUGCCUCCAGCGACCUACCCCUGCUUGUCGCGGCCGGCGCUGGCUAUAUGCGACGUCUGCGGCAAGAAGUGCUCGUCGGCGGCGGCGCUCCGUAACCACUUACGGAUACACACGGGCGAGCUUCCAUUCCAGUGCAGCGAGUGCCCCAAGCGGUUCCGAGUCAACGAGCGGUUGCAGAUCCACCGUCGCAUCCACACAGGAGAGCGGCCGGUUAAAUGCAGUUACUGCCCCAAGGCCUUCCGGCACAAAGCACAGCUCAUCAGACAUGUUCGAGUGCACACAGGAGAGAAGCCGUACCCUUGUGCACACUGCGGCAAGUCUUUCUCUUUGAACUACACGCGGAAGGCGCACAUACGCACUGUGCAUAUGGGCUUACCUAGCGGGGCAGGGGGCCCCUUACCGGAUGUUUUUUAUGGCGCCCCUCCAAGUUUGUAAGCGAUUCUGAUGAUUUUAGGGUACCCCUUUGAAGCGAUUCUACUGAUUUUGUUUGUAACUCAAACCUAUAAAUGUCCCAUUCCAAUUUUAUUAUAAAGGUGCCCCUUCUCUCUAACUAUAAAAUUUUGUCUAGUUCCAUGGGCCUUUCAAAUUUGAUUUGAGCCAGACUGUAGUCUUCUGCCAGUUUUCACACCAUCAAUCCCUAAUUUUUAAGUGACCCCUAUAAAAGGAAUUUUGUUUUCAUAGGGGUCACUUAAAAUUAGGAUUGAUGGUGAAAACGAGUAUGAUUAGCACGACACAUAAUUUCAGAGUCAAAUAUUUAUAUAGAUGCCUCAAGAUGUAAAUAUAAGGGCGGGCCCCUAGAUGUAAAUAUAAAGGCGCCCCCAAACUUAAAUGAAAACGACGAACGAAGCCGAAAUAGUCCAUAAAUCUUUAGAUAUGUAGUAGAUCUGUUAUUUAUAAAAAUAAAUAUUAUUCCGCAGCUAAGCCUAGGCGCAGACCACCAACUUUUAUUAUUAUUAUUACUGACGGGAUUGCUACCAUGUAUCCUAAUUUUGAGUUUCCGAUAUUUCGGAACUGUUGCAAGCGCCAUGGUCACAGAGUAACUGAGGAAACUGGUAGCAAUCCGGUCAGUAAUGAGUAUUUCUCAAAAAAAAUGUACAUCUUGAAAAAAAAAGUGAGCUUUGAAACAGUUCAAAAGUUUUAUAUUUAUAAAUCAUCACACAAAAAAAAACACACACAAUUUUGAAGGAUGAAUAUUAAUCUUUUAGAUAACGAAGAAUUAUAGCUAUAAUCCUACUUAUUACCAAAUAUUUAGAUAUUUUAAAAAUAGUCCUUUUUUACCUUUCAUACAAAAACCUGUUUGCCACCCUAUCUUUUUCAUGUGUUUUUGUUUUAUAAAAUGCGAUACGUAACUAAAUUAUUGUAAAUUUCUUUGUAUUAUCGUUCUAUAGUAAUCGCAGUUUCUGUAUCAAAUUGAUUUUCUAUGGGGUGAUAUAAUAAUUAGCAAUUUAAAGCAAAAAAACAAAAUGAGUCGCUCUCAUUUACUAUUUCGUUAUUUACUCUUUAGUUACGAUUAUUUCUACUUUCCCAUGGUUUCUGAACAAUUCCAUAUUUUUUUUACACGGUCAACAAUAGCUGCACUCCGAAUGGCUGUUGGCCUGACGUCUCCGCCAUAACAUCUAUCGCGAAAAUCAGUAAAAACGUGUGUGUUUUGUGGGAUUACUUUUUCGUAACAGGAAGUAAAAUCAGCGAUUUUAUAUAGAACGGUAAGUCUUCAUUUAACCAUUUUUUGUAAUACGUGUGGUACGAACAUUUAGUAAGCUUUUAUAUUUGCUGUAACAGCUUUUAUCAAAAAAAUACUUGUUUCUGAUCUCAUUUUGUCUAAUAUUUCGUUACGUUUUUUACGAAUUUCGUUACGUUACGAAAAAGUACAACAUAAUGCUGAGUGUAUACUGUUAUUACCUGACUAAGCAUAGUAAUAUUCACUACUUAAUUUAUUUAAAAAAAUAUAGAGCGUCAAUAACAAAAGGAUUGGAUACUAUCUGCUUUACAGAAGUGCCACCAGCAAAAAAUAAUCAAAUCAUUUAGAUUACGUUUUUAUGUGAUUACUUCUUUUGUUUUUUUUAGGAAUGCCGCCAAAAACCAAUGCCGAAAGGCAAAAAGCUUACAGAGAACGACUCAAAAUGGAUAAACAUGAUGGAACAAAAAUAAUUUUAUUAAAAUAGUAUGAAUGAUUA